Messenger RNA from Papaver somniferum (opium poppy), 1802 nucleotides. Its product is annotated as hexokinase-4, chloroplastic-like. The transcript is spliced from 9 exons. Gene Ontology annotation, molecular function: D-glucose binding; glucokinase activity; mannokinase activity. The coding region runs from base 129 to 1529 and encodes 466 amino acids. Gene Ontology annotation, biological process: intracellular glucose homeostasis; glucose 6-phosphate metabolic process; glycolytic process. Gene Ontology annotation, cellular component: cytosol; mitochondrion. NCBI's taxonomy places the organism in Eukaryota, Viridiplantae, Streptophyta, Magnoliopsida, Ranunculales, Papaveraceae. The record is from RefSeq and is a predicted model, not a curated record.
UAGUUUCUCCUCAUUCUGGGCAUCUUCACUACAAGAGAGUUUGCUCAACAAUCACCAUUAACUGUCAUUAUUGUUAUCACUAUCACCAGCAAUUUUUACAUUCUCCCAAACGAGGCGGAAGACGGAGGAUGGGCGAUUGUUCAAAAACCAUUUCUGAAAAUUCGAUCCUCGAAAUCCUGCAGGAUGAGUGUGCUACUCCUAUUGAUGUACUAAACAGAGUUGCAGAAUCAAUGAUUGCUCAUAUGAAAGCUGGACUUAAUGUUGAUGGUGCACGUGAUCUUAAGAUGCUUCUAAGUUAUGUUAAUAACUUGCCUACUAAGCAGGAGACGGGGCUGUUUUAUGCUUUGGAUAUUGGAGGGACGAAUUGUCGUGUGUUAAGGGUUAAGUUAGAUGGGGAAGAUAUUGACAUCCAUAAAAUAUCCAGGGAGAUACCUGCAGAGCUGAAAACCGGUACCUCAAAGGAGUUAUUUGGUUUUAUUGCCUUGGGUCUACGGGAACUUGUAAAUUGGGAAUUUGAGGCAUUUGGUAUUCAAAAAGAUACGAAACGGGAGAUAGGUUUUACAUUCUCAUUCCCAGUGGAACAGACGUCUAUUAAUAAAGGGACAUUAAUCGAAUGGACUAAAGAAUUCAAUAUCUCAGAUACAAUAGGAGAAGAUGUAGUUGCUUGUUUGGUAGAAGCUAUGAAAGAACAAGAACUUGAUAUGUUUUCUGUAACUGCGCUGGUUAAUGAUACUGUGGGAACGCUCGCUGGAGCAAGAUACAAGGACAGUGAUGUGAAAGUUGCUGUCAUUUUGGGCACUGGAACUAAUGCGUGUUACAUAGAACGAACGGAUGUGAUUCCAAAACUCAAUAGACAGGGGAAUCAGGGUCACGUUACUGGAAAUACGAUCAUUAAUACAGAGUGGGGAGCAUUUUCUGAAGGACUUCCUUUAACAGAAUUUGAUCAAGACUUGGGUACUGAUCUGGGUAAACAGAUAUUUGAGAAGAUGAUAUCUGGUAAAUACCUAGGCGAAAUUGUGAGUAGAAUUUUGCUCAAGAUGGCUGAAUCGGAAAAUUUGUUUGGUGAACACUACACGCCUUCUGCUGUUCUAAGUACACGGGAAUUAAAUGAAAUGCAGCAGGACGAUUCCGACGACCUGAAAAGUGUUGGAUUAAUAUUAAACGAAACAUUCAAGGUCGAGACCACCCUAAGCACGAGAAAAACUGCUGUAGAGGUGAUUGAUGCUAUUGUCAAAAGAGGAGCACGAUUAGCUGGUGCAGGCAUAGUCGGAAUUCUUAAGAAAAUGGAACAAGAUACGGAGGGAUUUAUUUAUGGGAAAAGGUCCGUGGUGGCCAUUGAUGGAAGUUUAUAUGAACAAUAUCCACAGUACAAAUUAUAUCUCAAAGAAACAGUUAAGGAGCUGCUUGGUCCAGAGAAAUUUGAAUAUGUGGUCAUAGAACAAUUCCAUGAUGCUUCCGGAGUUGGAGCUGCUUUAUUGGCCGAUACUAAUUCCAAAGUGUAUCAUCUGCCUCGUGAGAUUUGUGAGUGAACGGAUUAGCUUUGAACAUAUGGCAGGCGGAAGGAGACCUUAACGGCCCACCUAAAUAAAACACAAACAGUAGCAAUCUGAAGCAACGUGAAUGUCGAUUUUAAUACUAGUAUAUUUUUAUUGUUAGUUUUAUUCGGCAAAAUUAACUGGAUAAAUUACAUCAAAAAAAAAAGGCUGGAUAAAUGCAAAGCAAGAUAAAUUCGUUGGAAUGACCCUUGUUGUAACUUGUAAGGAUACUGUGUCUAUUAUGAAUUCCGUUCGAUUUGAGAAAAA